AUGGCCGUCGGGACCGAAAAGAAGACAGCGAUGCAGAUUGGCGAUGUCAUUGUGGCGUUUGCGCUGCAGGGCGAAUUUCCCGACGAGGGCGUGUCGUCCCUCUCGCUUGCCGAAGGCGACCUGUCCCCAGCCAUCGAGGCUUUGGCGAGGGCCAAGAGCCAACUCGAGUCUGAGAUACACACCAUCAACGAGGAAACAAAAGGCGACGUGAGCUCGUGGGUCCGAAACGCGAAGACGCUGCAGGAAGACAUUCUCCGGUCAAAACGACUAGCAGAUGACAUUGUCCGACAAUCAGAGGCUCCCGACGUUUCUGGCAAGACGAUACAGGAUGCAGUCGACCAUGUCGAUUUUUUGCGGAGGGAGGUUCAAUACAGCCAGCAGCUGCACGAGGCGUUGACGGGCAUUCGAUACGUCAAUGACCUGCUGGCCGAAGUGGAACAAGCAAUGAACGAGCGUCGCAUCCUGGACGCUCUGAGGUUACUUGAAAAGUCCUGGACCGAGCUUGACAAUGUGCCUGUCAACAAGAAGAGCUGCAGAGUGAUGCGCCUUCUCGAUGUGCGCGCAUUUGAGCUCAAGUCUGCUGUACACAAAGUGUUCGACCAUGUCUGGAACACAUUGGUGCAUGUUGACAGCGAGACCAAGCGAUUGUCCAUUUACAGCCAACGAGAGACUGAGCAGAUGACGCUGAGUGAGGCCGUCGUUGGUCUGGAAGCCUACAAGGAGGUUGAUGACCGAAUGUCCCAGCUUUGGCAGGACAUCGACCGGGCGAUCGUCUCGCCUCGAAUGGAUGUUAGGGCACCGCAGCUGUUGGCAAUUCAGGCAAGCGAGAACGUCCUCGAGGCGCAAGGCGAGGCUGGACGAACGAUUGAUGAUCUUUUUGCCGACCUUCAAAAAGUCGUCGAAUUCCUAGCCAAACGAUUGCCACCAGACCUGUUGAUUUAUCUAAGUCCUAUUAUGAUGAGCGAUGUCGUCCCACGGCUGGUUAGCACGUGGCUGGACGCGGCAGUUCCCUCUUCAUUGCGGGAUAUUGGGCAAUUCCAGGCCGUCAUCAGAUCCGCGAGCGCGUUCUGCUCCGCGCUGGAGCAGAACGGGUUUUCAGGCUUUACAGAACUCAAGGAAUGGGUUGGCAAUGCUCCAUCGAUCUGGCUUGCUAAAUGCAGGGAAACGGCUUUGGAUGCUGUACGCAACAGGAUAUCAGAGGGCUUGGGCGAGACGCGGCAGGUUGAAAAGGUGGAGAAGCAAAUGGUAUCACGGUCGGAGGGCAAGGAGCUCGCGGCCAAUGGAGUUGCUGCGCAAGCCGACGACGAUGACUGGGGCGCAGCGUGGGGUGAGGAAGAUGCUGGCCAGCCCGAACCCGAGCCCGAGCCCGAGUCCCACGGGUCACUGGAGCAGUCCGAGGCCAAGCAUGACGCCCCGCCGGAAGACGACGGCGCGGACGCAUGGGGAUGGGACGACGAUGGCCAGACAGCAGGUGCCGGGGGCGAUGGCGAGGAAGCGAAGAAGGGCCAGGAAGAUGACGAUGACACAGCAGCAGCAUGGGGUUGGGGAGACGAUGAUGGCGAUGCAGCAGCUGCAUCAACAUUCGUGCCGGCGCCAGCGCCAGCGCCGGCACGAGCACCAGCACCAGCAGCCGUCAGGCGGGCCAAAUCGACCUCGACGGCCGAAGAAAGUCGGGAAAUGGUGCUUAAGGAGACGUACCACAUCUCGUCCAUGCCGGAUCCUGUCCUGGAACUUAUCCUCUCUCUUCUGGAAGACGGCGCGACGCUGACGCAAGCUAGCAAUGAGAACAACCCAGUGGUUGCGGCAGCGCCGGGGCUUUUCAGUCUGCCGACACUGGCGCUGGCGAUGUUCCGGGCCGUUUCGCCACACUACUACGCUAUGGAAUUGGGCGGCAACAUGCUGCUGUACAACGACGCCAUGUAUCUGGCGGAGAGGUUAAGUGAGGUGGGCGAGAGGUGGAAGGCACGGGACGAUGUAACGCCGCGGGCACGCAACAUGCUGCGGAUCGACAACGACGUCAAGGGCCUGCAGGGGUUCGCGAACAGGGCGUACACGGGGGAGCUCAGCACGCAGAAGACGGUGCUCGGCGACCUCGUGGGCGGCGAGCAGAGCCUCAUGCAGCAGGACGAGAUGGACAGCUGCAUCGACUCGGCCAUGGCGCGGGUGCGGUCGAUGGCGGUGACGUGGGAGUCGAUCCUCGCGCGGUCGGUGUGGUACCAGGCGGUGGGCGCGCUCGUCGACAGGCUGGCGACCAAGAUUAUAUCGGACGUCAUGGACAUGGCGUCGGUGGGCCAGGACGAGGCGUACAAGAUUGCCCAGCUCAUUGCCAAGGUGACGGAGCUCGACGACCUCUUCCUGCCGUCGCGGUCAUGGUCGUCGGCGGCGACGGCGGGGGGCCGCGCGCCGACGGCGGCGGAUGCGGAGGAGAUUCCAGCGACGGCGCAGUAUGCGUCUUCGUGGCUGCGGCUGAAGUACCUCAGCGAGGUGCUCCAGUCGAACCUCAACGAGGUCAAGUAUCUGUGGUGCGACAGCGAGCUGAGCCUAUACUUUUCGGCGGACGAGGUGGUGGAUCUCAUCGAGGCCAGUUUCGAAGCGAACGCGCGAACGAAGGAGACGAUCCGGGAGAUUCGGGAGCGGCCUCAGCCAGUGCUGGCCUGA
Messenger RNA from Verticillium nonalfalfae, 2658 nucleotides. RefSeq lists its product as uncharacterized. The record is from RefSeq and is a predicted model, not a curated record. Gene Ontology annotation, cellular component: RZZ complex. The transcript has 8 exons. Gene Ontology annotation, biological process: mitotic spindle assembly checkpoint signaling; endoplasmic reticulum to Golgi vesicle-mediated transport. Lineage: Eukaryota; Fungi; Ascomycota; Sordariomycetes; Glomerellales; Plectosphaerellaceae. The coding region runs from base 1 to 2658 and encodes 885 amino acids.